GAAGACCCACAAUUACACGUUACGCUAAAGAAUAGAAGUAUUCGACUAUUGGGUUUUAAGGGUGUAUGUGUUUAGUGCGGGUUUAUAUGCUGGUGUUACACUAAAACAACGGGGAAGGUUUCAGUAGUUUACAGUAAGGUAGUUAGUAUUACACUGACGGAACUUCCGGUUGCAACUACCACCGAUUUUUCUUCCUGGAGCCGUCUGGAGAUCCUAGUUGGGAGACCGUGUUUCCUUUUCCAGCAUUUCUUUGGUUUCGCUACACGUGCAACCAUUACAGCACGAUGGCGUCCGCCUCCGCCCAACCUGCGGCCCUGAGCGCGGAGCAGGCCAAGGUGGUCCUGGCCGAGGUGAUCCAGGCGUUCUCGGCACCCGAGAACGCCGUACGCAUGGACGAGGCUCGAGACAACGCAUGCAACGACAUGGGCAAGAUGCUGCAAUUCGUGCUGCCGGUGGCCACACAAAUUCAGCAGGAGGUUAUCAAAGCCUACGGCUUCAGCUGCGACGGGGAAGGUGUUCUUAAGUUUGCCCGCUUGGUCAAGUCUUAUGAAGCCCAGGAUCCCGAAAUUGCCAGCCUGUCCAGCAAGCUGAAGGCGCUGUUCCUGCCUCCCAUGACGCUGCCGCCCCACGGGCCUGCUUCAGGUGGUGGUGUCGCUGCCUCCUGAGGGUUGGCCUCCCCUAUAACACUUCCUGGGAAAAUCUUGAUGUUCCCGAGGAUAAUAAACAUACCUGUGACUUA
Phyllostomus hastatus (greater spear-nosed bat) is the source of this 739-nucleotide messenger RNA. RefSeq names its product chromosome unknown C12orf57 homolog (gene CUNH12orf57). Gene Ontology annotation, biological process: post-embryonic development. Lineage: Eukaryota; Metazoa; Chordata; Mammalia; Chiroptera; Phyllostomidae. The coding region runs from base 285 to 665 and encodes 126 amino acids. The transcript is spliced from 3 exons. The record is from RefSeq and is a predicted model, not a curated record.